This is a messenger RNA of Linum tenue, 2035 nucleotides long. The record is from the annotation of a GenBank genome assembly. NCBI's taxonomy places the organism in Eukaryota, Viridiplantae, Streptophyta, Magnoliopsida, Malpighiales, Linaceae.
AUUUUUGAAAAUAAAAAACCAGACAGAGAGAGAAAGAAAGAGACAGGAAGAUAUAAAAACGAAUCGGCCAACGAAACGCCAUUUUUCCCCUCUGCUUCCUGCCUUCUUCCAUCUUCAUCUUCUGAUCAAAUCUUCCUUUCUUCUUCUUCUUGAUCCCGCUUUUCCUGCUCCCUACUACUUUUCUUUCAUUAAUCUGGGUGUGUUUUUCUUUUAUUUCAAUUUACCGUUCCUCUUCUUUUCUGCCAAGUUUCCCUUUUUGAUUUUGUCGUCGGUGUUGUACGUGUUCUCCGAUUCCCCGCCUCACGCUUCACAAUGUCUCCGGCGGUGUCCGUUUUCCUCCUCCUGCUAUCCCUCCGGCUCGCUUCGUCGCCGGUAGCAUCGGCUUCCACGACCUGCCCUGUUGAAUCGGUUAUGUUGAUUUACAAUCUUCAAUCUCAAUGCCAUCCUUCGAUCUCCUCCAAUCCCCCUCUCCAGGUGGAUGGGAACUUUCUUGAGAGAGCUUUAAAGUCGGAGUGGACAAAUGCUUACUCUUCUGUGCUCUUCUAUGCUUCCUGGUGCCCCUUCUCCCGAAGCAUGCUUCCUAAAUUCGAAAUACUUGCUGCCAUGUUCCCUGAGAUACAGCAUUUGGCUGUUGAAGAGUCUUCGGUUCUCCCAAGUAUAUUUUCCAGAUUCGGGAUCCACAGCUUGCCUGCAAUGUUGAUGGUUAACCGGACCACAAAAGUGCGAUACGGAGGGCCAAAGGAUCUUCAGUCCCUUGUGCAGUUUUAUGUCAAAGCAACAGGACUUGAGCCAGUGCAAUAUUUGACUGAAGGUCAGGCAACACAUUCACCAAAUGAUGAAAAUAGCAUUAUUCUAAAGCCCUGGGAUGGGUCACCAAUGGAAAAUAUACUGAAAAGGGAGCCUUACUUGGCAUUCUCGAUCUUGUUCCUCUUCAUCCGGUUGGCAUUAUUUCUAUCUCCUAAACUGUUGUCUCGCCUAAAGACAUUCUGUACCUCCAAGAUUCCCCAUCUCAACUUGGGAAUAUUCGGCGAGACAAGCAGCCAACUGUUUGGCCACAUCCUCCACUUGGUAGAUGUGAGGCGGGUUUGGACCAAACUUAGACUGUGCAAGACCAGGAAUUUCCAUGAGGGGGCAAAGAACUGUAGGGUCUGGGCUUCUUCCUUGGCAUCGGUUUCUCUGGGGGAAUCUUCAUCUUCAGCUAGGUCGUGAAACGUCAGAGGAAAGAGUACCCUAAUUCUUACUAUGGGAGCUGAAAUUCGAGGUUUAGGAGAAAGAGCUAUUCGCAUCCUUGCUGAGAUGGUAUCUGUUCCAGUGAGCUGAGAUAAGUAGCCUCUCUUCUCUCUCUCUCUAUCUGUCUUAAAUCUCGCCCCCUCUUUUCCGAAGUCUCUCCAAUCUUACUUUACUCAAUGGGGGAAGAAGCUAAUGAGUGAUCGAUAAUAGGUUUCUUUCAAGUGAUGUUGUACUUGCUUGUUUUCAUGUUAUUUCUCCCAUGUUGUUCUUCUGGGUCAUUUCUGGGUUUUUAGAGGAAACAAAGAACAAGCAAUGUAAAUUGAGAACGCAAGAAGAAGCUUUGCUUGCUUAGCUAGCUAGAUCGCUCCUCCCCUCCAUUUUGUGUAUAUUACUUCUUUCCCUUCUUUUUUCUGUUUUGACUUUUUGUAGAAGAAGAAUCUCUUACACAUGUGGAAUGUAAGCACGUUUUGCUCCCCUUUUCGCCUCCAUGCCCCUCUGUUAAUCUCUCUUGUGUUGUCUUGUUCUUUGCUAAUGUUAAUGUGGUAGAUUGGUGUUGCCAUCAUCCUGCUGGGAUUCUCUGGCUGAUAGCGUUUUGGUUCAUUUCAGCUGACGUUUUGGGGAUUGUGGAUGAGUAUUGUAGUAGAGCCGUCUUCCUAAUAAUGCAAACUGCAACCGUUUUGGGAUUGAUAUGUUUGGUACUAGUUGCAGAUCCAGGACCAUUGUAUAAAAGUGACAAGAGUAGGUUACUGUAAUGCUAAUUCAUUAAUGCCUGCUUUCUGAUUUCUUGACACUUUUGUGUUGGCUU